AUGUCGAGGAGGAGGAUGAGAGUGGCGGUGGUGGGGGCAGGGAUCAGCGGGCUGGCGGCGGCGGCGGCUGUAGCGGCCAAGGGCGGCUCGGAGGUGGAGGUGGUGCUGUACGAGAAGGAGGACUACUUGGGUGGCCAUGCCAGGACGGUGGCCGUCGACGGCGUUGAUUUGGACCUCGGCUUCAUGGUCUUCAACCGAGUAACAUAUCCAAAUAUGAUGGAACUUUUUGAAAGUCUUGGAGUGGAUAUGGAAGUUUCUGAUAUGUCAUUCUCAGUGAGCCUAGACAAAGGCCAGGGCUGUGAGUGGGGCAGCCGAAAUGGCUUGUCAGGCUUGUUUGCACAGAAGAAGAAUGUGCUGAAUCCCUACUUUUGGCAAAUGAUUAGAGAAAUCAUCAAGUUCAAGGAGGAUGUUCUAAGGUACCUUGAAGAUCAUGAAAACAACCCGGACAUUGAUCGUAAUGAGACCUUGGGCCAUUUCAUCAAAAUACGGGGUUACUCUGAUUUAUUUCAAAAAGCUUACCUUAUUCCAGUAUGUGCUUCAAUCUGGUCAUGUUCUUCAGAAGGAGUAAUGAGCUUUUCUGCAUAUUCCAUCCUUUCGUUUUGUCGCAAUCACCAUUUGCUUCAGCUCUUUGGCCGGCCUCAGUGGCUCACUGUCAAAUGGCGCUCACAUAAAUAUGUCAAUAAGGUUAGAGAACAGUUGGUGAGUAGAGGUUGUCAAAUAAGAAGCAGUUGUGAGGUUCGAUCUGUUUCAACGAUUGAUGAUGGUUGCCUCAUAACCUGUGAAGAUGGUUCACAAGAAACAUACAAUGGAUGCAUAAUGGCUGUUCAUGCUCCAGAUGCUUUGAAAAUGUUGGGAAAACAAGCAACACAUGAUGAAAUGAGAAUACUUGGUGCUUUCCAAUAUGUCUAUAGUGAUAUUUUCCUUCAUCGUGACAAAAAUUUAAUGCCCCGAAACCCAGCAGCAUGGAGCGCAUGGAAUUUUCUUGGUACUACUGAUAGCAAAGUAUGUGUGACAUACUGGCUUAAUGUGCUCCAGAACCUUGGUGAGACAAAGCUACCUUAUCUGGCAACUCUAAAUCCACCUUUUGCACCACAACAUUCAUUGCUAAAAUGGUCAACUAGCCAUCCAGUCCCAUCAGUUGCUGCAGCAAAAGCAUCAUCUGAGCUCAGCCAUAUUCAAGGGAAAAGAGGGAUAUGGUUCUGUGGAGCAUACCAGGCUUAUGGCUUCCAUGAGGAUGGACUAAAGGCUGGCCUAGUUGCUGCACAUGGCUUGCUUGGAAAAAGUUGUGUUGUUCUUGAGAACCCCAAACAUAUGGUACCCUCUUUGCUAGAAACAGGAGCUCGCCUUUUUGUUACGAGAUUCCUGGGAUACUAUAUCUCAACUGGUUGUUUAACUUUACUGGAGGAAGGAGGAACAAUUUUCACCUUUGAAGGAACUUCAGGAAAAUGUCUUCUUAAAACUACCCUGAGAGUUCAUAAUCCCCAGUUUUACUGGAAGGUUGCUACACAUGCUGACUUAGGCCUAGCAGAUGCAUAUAUUAAUGGAGAUUUUUCUCUGGUUGAUAAAAAUGAAGGUCUUCAGAACCUAUUCAUGAUUUUUGUUGCCAACAGAGAGUUGAAGACUUCUGUCUCAAAGCUAAAUAACAAAAGGGGUUGGUGGACACCAUUGCUUUUCACUUCAUGUAUUGGAUCAGCAAAAUAUUUCUUUCAGCAUGUUUCACGGCAAAAUACUCUUACCCAAGCUCGCAGAAACAUAUCUCGGCACUAUGACCUGAGUAAUGAUCUGUUUUCGCUUUUCUUGGAUGAGACAAUGACAUAUUCCUGUGCAAUAUUUAAGUCAGACGAUGAAGACUUGAGCGUUGCACAAAUGAGGAAAAUCUCUGUUCUGAUUGAGAAAGCAAGAAUCAGCAAGGAGCAUGAAGUUCUUGAGAUUGGAUGUGGAUGGGGAAGCUUGGCUAUUGAAGUUGUCAGGAGGACUGGAUGCAGGUACACCGGCAUCACCCUAUCCGAGGAGCAGUUGAGAUUUGCAGAAAUGAAAGUCAAGGAGGCUGGUCUUGAGGACCACAUAAGGUUGCUCCUUUGCGACUACCGCCAAUUACCCAAAACACACAAAUACGACAGAAUCAUAUCCUGUGAGAUGAUAGAAGCCGUAGGCCACGAGUACAUGAAGGAAUUUUUUGGAUGUUGUGAUUCAGUAUUGGCAGAAGAUGGGCUUCUUGUUCUACAGUUUAUAUCGAUACCAGAUGAGCGAUAUGAGGAGUACAGGCGAAGCUCAGACUUUAUAAAAGAAUACAUUUUCCCCGGGGGAUGCCUACCUUCACUCAGCAGAUUAACAUCAGCAAUGGCUGCUUCAUCCAGACUCUGUGUUGAGCACUUGGAAAACAUUGGCCUCCAUUACUAUCAGACCCUCAGACGUUGGAGGAAGAAUUUUCUGAACCAACAGAGCAAAAUCGUUGCUCUGGGAUUCAAUGAGAAGUUCAUCCGGACAUGGGAGUAUUAUUUUGAUUAUUGUGCAGCUGGCUUUAAAUCUUGUACGCUUGGAAAUUACCAGAUCGUGCUCACACGUCCUGGCAAUGUCUCAGCAUUGGGGAAUCCAUACAACAAUGUGCCUUCUGCCUAUGGACUGUCUUAGUCAAAUGUGAGGCUUUCGCCUAUGAUGCGAGCAUUGUAACUUUUGGUGGGGAGGGGAAGAAGUGACUUGUGCCUCAGUGACCAAAUCCCUAUUCAUUUUUUACACUUUUUUUUUAAAAAAAAAAAUCUUUCAUUUCCUGCUUGUUGCCGUCAUACGAUUCCAGUAAACUGACUCUCAGGUGCAAUCAGAACUACCAUUAAUCUUGGA
Diospyros lotus (date-plum) is the source of this 2838-nucleotide messenger RNA. RefSeq lists its product as uncharacterized. The record is from RefSeq and is a predicted model, not a curated record. Bases 1 to 2631 code for a protein of 876 amino acids. Lineage: Eukaryota; Viridiplantae; Streptophyta; Magnoliopsida; Ericales; Ebenaceae. The transcript is spliced from 24 exons. Gene Ontology annotation, molecular function: oxidoreductase activity; methyltransferase activity.